AUGAAAUGUUGUGUUCUUCGUCAAUUCAGCACUGCUGCCGAGCUUCAGAAUUUCUCAAUGGCUCCAACGGUCAUGCAUAGCCGCCUCAAAGUGAGGUUUCUGCAUGCAUAUCGCGUCAAUUGGACUCUCACGACACUCACACACGCAUCCUUCGACGACAGCAACGACACCACACUCACGAAAGCGACACCAACAGCAACAACAACAGCAACAGCAACAGCAACAGCAACAACAGCAGCAACAACAACAGAGAUGGAGAGAGAGAGACUCACCAUCGCCACCGACGGCUCCAGCUGGUCCGGAGAUGCCGCUGGUUGCGCUUAUGCCUUCCAGUGGUACGACGGCCAUGGCACGCUGGAGAUCGUCGGGGCGAUGCGAGCGCUCGCUCCUCUCGCACGAGCAGAAUUUGCUGAGCUCGCCGGCCUCGAGCUGGCUUUUGAACACUUGCUGGACGACUUGGAGAUCAGCAAUGUGAGACGUGAAGUCAAUCACAUCGACAUCGUGAGCGACUGCCUCAAUGCAGUCAACAAGAUCCUUGCUGUGCGGAGCGGAGCCAGCGGGUACGAAGGAACGCGGCGGGUGGAGGCGGAGUAUGGCAUCGCGGUGAGCUUUCGGUGGAUGAGGCGUAAUACCCUCCCCGAACAGCAAGAGGCCGACGAGUGGGCCAACGAGGGCAGUUCGCUGUCACCAUCACGGAGGCCAGACCAUCACGCGAGCCAGACCUUCGUGAUUGGGUACCGGUACCAAACCGAUGACACGUCACCCACAGAGGUGUGCUCAAGUCCUGGGGCGUGCCAGGCAACUUCUGCGAGACAGGCCUUUGCGAAGGCUAGGGGACUCAAAGGCCGACUUCAACCUCCACGCGGUGGUCCCUGGGCACCUCUUCGGAGGUGGCUAACUGGAGCGGUGAGAGAUCUGGUGAGAUCGAUGGCGGUGAAGUUGCAAGACUUCUUAACCGUGACGAUGUGGUUCGCAGCACAUCAGGUGGCAGAGCAAAUCAACUCCACCGACAAGCGUCCUUCACGCAAGUCAACUCCGCCGACAAGCGUAGUUCGCGCAAAUCGACGACAAAUCAGCUACACACGAUGGCUUCCACGAUGGAGAGCGACAUCGUUACGAGUGUUGUUGCUCGUCAAAGAUUCGGUUGUCUUCCACCAACCGCCUCUCUCAAUCAGUACACUCCAAGCAAUCGACCAACAAUCCGCCAUGAUACAGAAUCCGAUCAGCCGCGGAGAAUGCUCCCACAAGGUCCAAUUCUUACUCGCCAUUCACCUGAUUGAUUGGUCGCAAUCGACUGUCCAACUCCUCCAAGAAGCGAACUUAUCGCAACUCAACGAGAAUACAGCUCUCCACAUCCCUACUUCAUGCAGUGAAACACAGGACUGUGAGCUUACGCGAGCUGUGUUGACCAUAACGCUCCAAACGAGCAGUCGAAGAGUGUACGACCCAGGCUUUGAUAUGCAUCGCCUAUCUGCCGGGUCGAUUGACGGCAACUUCACCAAAAUCCGUCGACAAUUUCGGCCCCGGCUCCUGUUGCUGGUCCUCCUCUUGCGGCGGAAGCCGAUCCAACGUGGCCUAUGGCCUCGCCAAGAGAAGAACGCUAAUCGCCUACCGGAGAUGCCUCAAGAUUUCUAUGCGACGACUGGCAUGGAUGGUAUAGACUACCGUACCGGCAAACCAACUCCGCCAAAAUCCGUCAACAAACGUUGUGCAACCGACCAAACGGCAAUUCAGCAAUCCAUGGUUACAUCGCAAAACAACAACAGCGUCAUGUCACACUCUCUCGACAUCAACGCCCCGCGCAGUCGGCCGUUGAUCCAGAUCUCUGUAAUCGCAGAUCGGUCAAGGAGCGUUGUGCCCUAUGACUCGGAGGCGACAUACUACCUAUCACGCAGUGUGUGGAUCCCACUCCGCUCACAACAAUCGUCGAAGGAGCCUGGCAAUUAUCUCGCAGCAUACGUCGCCUCAUCGACCAACGAAGCCGUGGUGGUUCAUCGAGACUUCUUCAGCUUAGCUUCCUCUCCCAUCAGCAAAACUCCGCCGGGGGACAAUCAGCUAUCGAUGAUCAGGCGGCUGGCGAGCAAGACUUGUACAAGAGGUGAGAGUCGUUUAUCUCGACGGCAUGAUCGGUGCUUUUACUUGGAAACUGAUUUGGGGUUGAGCCAAGAACUGUGGAACAGUUUCGAUCCGCAAAGCUUGGCGCAGCCUUAUUCUGCCCCAAUCACGAGCACAAAAUUUGGCCGGAUUCGCGGGCCGCGAGUUUCUCUACACUCCAGCAGCUCUCAAAUGGGACGUUGGACGAUGAAGAAAUGGGCUGACAAGAUGCUAUUGCGGUGCGCCGAUGCGCGUGAGGACGUCCCAGCCCGACUAGCGACCAGCUGGUGGAAAGACAUGGUAAGCAGAUAUCCAUUUGCCAGGAUCAAAACGUCGAAGUCGGAAAGCUCUCCACAAUAUCCAACUGAAGACAACACGAAUCUUCAGUCCCUAAAUUUCACUCCUCCAAAAUUGCAAACACUCAUUCAUCCUUCCCAUACCAUGCGAAUACCACUCCUGCUAGCGGCCAUAGCCGCCUACAUCGCGACACACACAUCAGCUCAGGCCGGUCCAAGAAGACGAUGGGAGGAGGACACCCGGCCAGCCCAGCCUCUCGAUGAGGCCAAGCUCCGACGCUCGACAUCCUCUUCCAACUUCACGUGGAGCGCCUGCCCUGGGAUCCCAACGGGCAUGGAACUGCUCACCCUCAAGUGCGCGAACCUCACCGUUCCCGUGAGCGACGACGAUAAAAAGAUCGUCCCUCGCCAUCACGACGACAUGCUGAUACCCAUGAUGAAAGUCACCCCUGGAAUUCCCAAACGCACAAUUUUCUACAGCCCUGGCGGGCUGGGGAUGGACUGGGUCAGCGAUCAGUUCAACAAGACCGAUUAUCAAAGAUUGGUGGGUUUGUUCGGAAGACGGACGGAGAUCAUCGUUGUGGGCAGGAGAGGUGCGAAUUGGAUGACUUGUCUGCCGGAGAAUACCCAUCUGCGACUCGACGAGACGCCGGGGAAGAAGAUGUUUGCGGACGAAAAUGUGGAGAAGGCGUUGCAGAACAUGUGGAAGAAGGGCGAAGACUAUACGUCGGGAUGUGGUGAUUUUCACCGCAAGAAGUAUAGUCUCCCGUACCUUGGGACGAAGUGGGCGGCGAAAGACUUGGAUCUCGCGAGGGAGAAACUGGGAUUUGAGAAGAUUUCGUUUUUUGGAGAGUCGAUGGGAGGCACGAUUCUGGGAAUCGAGUAUGCGAGGAUGUAUCCAGAUCGGGUGGAACGAAUGGCUUUGGAUGGAGUGGCGCCGUACUCCUGGUACAGUCAAGAUCACGAACCCGAAGAGAUCGCCGCCGCCGCAGGAUUCUGGGACAAGCUCUGGGCCGCCUGUCACAACGCCGGUCCUAAGAAAUGCGGUUUCUACUGCGACGACAUCGAAGACAUCCGCAAAGCUUUCUUCAGCAUCGGGCCCCGCCUUCAACGCGAGAGAUAUCUCCUCGAAAUCCACGGCUACGACAACGAGGAACACGUUGGUCCCAUCUCAGCCGUUUUCGACGAGCAGAUGUGGCUCCAGUACGUCUUGAAGAGUUUAGGUGUCAAAGUCGCCCGGAAAAGCGUCAUGAACGUCGCCUCGGCCAUCUAUCAGAACGCGUGGAGAGGUCUCGCCAGCGACCCGGACCAGGACCCCCCGAAAUGGAAUCCGCCCGAAGCAGCAUACUUCCUCGCAGCUAUCGAUCAAGGCGGAUUGCAGAACAAGCCUACCACCGAGGAAAUCCGUCACCGCUUCUUCCCUGAAUUCAUGGACAUAUUCGAACUCGGCCCCGACUGGUCCACCUUCCUCCACGCCGCGGCCAUGAACUUCACCUCCAUCGAUCCUCCCCACGAAUACGACGUGAACGUCCGCGCUCCCCCGAUCUUAUUCAUUGGUAACACGGGUGAUACCAGGACUCCGCUUUGUAAUGCUAGGAAUUGGCAGGAGAGGGAGUUUCCGAAUGGGAGGCUUCUCACGAUUGAUGGCAUUGGACAUGGACUUCAGGGUGCGGAUCUGGAGGGGAAAUGUGCGAAGAAGUACGUGAGGAAGUAUUUUUGGACGGGGGUUUUGCCGCCUGAGGGGACGGUUUGUGAGGGGGUGCAGGGUGGUGGUGUCUUUCUACCUCGUUGGGUCCUCGGGAUUAUUGUUGUUGUGAAUUAUGAUAAAUUUCGGCACGAUCUUGACUUUCUUCGUGGAUUUCAUACAAUUGCAGCUGUGCUACAAAUCAUCGGCUACAAAGAGGUCUUCUCAAUACCCUGCACACGCAAAAUGAUGACGAGAAAGAGGAAUGUGGUCGGCACUGAAACGCGACCACUGCCUCAGUCGAAUUGCCACUACCUUCUCAGCUUCAUAAGGUAUAUCCAGCCAGACACGAAUCAAUCUCAUUGCUCAUGCAGCCUGCAUUAUCAAAUCUCUUGCUCCAUCACGCCCACAUCCCAGUUGUCAUUUUCCUCUCGCUUCAUCAAUAACUCGCUUCUUCCGACAUGCUAUCCUUCCAGUACCGAUGACAGGAAUCUGCUCCAGGCCCUUCUCCCUGCUCAUUAUCAUCCUAGCAUUCUCGUGUUCUGGAUUUACGAUGGAGGCUUCUUCGACAAUGUCCAGCCCCGAGCUGCCGUUGCUUGGCAGGUAGAGUGCUUGCCGAGAAGUGUUGAGGCCCGUGUCCGUGGCAGACACCUCGCUGGCUUCCUUGUUAGAUUCUGUGUUGUGUCUUUCGGCCAUCAAGCUUCCGUCUCGAGUCUGCCUGUCAAAGUCCUCUGCCAAGUCUUCCUCGAUAUCGAGAUACUCACUGCCAUCGUUGGUCACGUCAGCAAGGCUUGUGACGACGUCGCUAGGGUCUUUCUCCUCGAAUGCGAUCUGGGGAAGUCUCUGCGUCCUGGAUUAGUGGUUAUGGCGACACCCGCUGUCACCACAUCUCCGCUCGAGCCAGUCCUCCGUCUCGCAGAUCGACGCCGUGAAAUUACCGGUGGGUGUCGCGGUCUGACGUUUCUGUCAGGAUCUGUGGCGACUCCCUACUUCUCAACCUUUGCAUUGUUCUCUCGACCGGCUUUGUUCCCUGAUGGUGUUAGGCUCUACCCAGCUAUGCCACCCAGACUUUGCGAAGCUGCUCUUAUCGUCGAUCAGCAGGGGCGGCCCAGCUCAUACAGCAGAUUCCGCUUUCUGCCGCACAGGAAAUGGGGCUGGCGAGAUGGUGCUAAGGGGAGUAAAGCAAGUCCGACGAGUGGGCGAGAAGCCUGCAAGGGUCCGCAGCCGUCAGGGCGCGUCAACGCCAAGCUUUCAUAUGCCUUGCAGCGGACUCGACUCAACCUGUGCACCGUGAUCCUCAGACGUCCAGUCUCACUUUUGCGAGUGCGGUGUGCUGAAGCCAUGGACUUGAUUGACUGGGCGCGCUGCAGAAAAAGAUUCAGGGCGGCCAACCACACCCCAUCAUCCCGUUACAACGACACGGAGAGCAUCCAGGAACUGAUUGGAAAGGACAAACUGACCUCUCACGCGAAGAAGAGUAUGUGGCCGACAAUCAUCUUAACGAAAACAUGCGCAACACUGACCCACUUCCUGAAUACUAUCCACGCACAAUUGCAGCUUGGAAAUAACACCCAUGCCAAUGCAAAGGAGCACCGCGACGCCUCAAGCAAGCCUGCAUUGGAGAUACGAGGUUUUAGCUUGACUAUGGCCUCAUCUUGGCUUGUACGGGCGACGAGGCCGUGA
This is a messenger RNA of Pseudocercospora fijiensis CIRAD86, 5757 nucleotides long. RefSeq lists its product as uncharacterized. The transcript has 22 exons. The record is from RefSeq and is a predicted model, not a curated record. Lineage: Eukaryota; Fungi; Ascomycota; Dothideomycetes; Mycosphaerellales; Mycosphaerellaceae. The coding region runs from base 1 to 5757 and encodes 1918 amino acids.